Messenger RNA from Camelina sativa (false flax), 919 nucleotides. Its product is annotated as zinc finger A20 and AN1 domain-containing stress-associated protein 5. The record is from RefSeq and is a predicted model, not a curated record. NCBI's taxonomy places the organism in Eukaryota, Viridiplantae, Streptophyta, Magnoliopsida, Brassicales, Brassicaceae. Gene Ontology annotation, molecular function: zinc ion binding; ubiquitin-protein transferase activity. Gene Ontology annotation, biological process: protein ubiquitination.
CGAUGGCGCAGAGAACAGAGAAAGAAGAGACGGAGUUCAAAGUACUCGAAACCUUGACGACGACAACAACACCAACAACAACGGCGGCGACGCUAUGUACCAAUAACUGCGGCGUUACAGCAAAUCCAGCGACGAACAACAACAUGUGUCAGAAAUGUUUCAACGCUUCCCUCGUCUCCGCGACAACCGGUGUUGUUGUCGUUGAUUCCGGUUCUUCUUCGGUCUUGAAGAGAUCAGCUAGAUCCGUUAAUCUCCGGUCGUCGCCAGCUAAAGUCGUGAUUCGUCCACGAGAGAUCGAUCCGGUUAAGAGAGAUCAACAGAUCGUUAACCGAUGUUCCGGUUGUCGGAAGAAAGUCGGGUUGACCGGAUUCAGGUGUCGUUGCGGUGAACUUUUCUGUUCCGAACACCGUUACUCCGGUCGUCAUGAUUGUAGCUACGACUACAAAACCGCCGGACGUGAGGCGAUCGCUAGAGAAAACCCGGUCGUCAAGGCGGCUAAGAUGGUCAAAGUUUGAAUUUUUAUUCGAUCUCAAAAACCGUUUGAUUGAUUGAUUUAAAAAAAACUUGUGGUGGCCGGUGGUUCAAAAAGCUCCGAUCUAAGAGAUGCUCGGAGAGACAUCGAUUUGAUUGAUAUGGUGGUGGCUGUGUUGUAAAACGAAAGAUCAGAGAGAGAGCUUCCUCCUCCCUCCUCUGUUCAAUCAAAAUCUGAACCUCAUUUUUUUUUCUCUUUUUAUUUUAUUUAAUUUGCUUAAUUAUAUAUUAGUGAAUGAUUAUUAUUAUAAUUAUCAUUAUUGUGGCUUUACGAAUUCAUGAAUUUGCUUUCUUUCGGAUGUAUGAUCUUCUUCUUGAUGAUCCAUCGAGAAAUGUGUAUGUAGGAUUCGGUAGAAACGAAAAGGGGUGGUUUGGUCAUUUUUAGCAA